AUGGUGUUUUUAAAAAGUAUUUACCAUAUAGCGCCGUUUCUCAUCUCCCCUCCCCCGAUUGAAGCCAAAGACGCAAGUACCCGACGAGCUCAACCCCGUUCCCAAACCGCCGACACCACCCUUCCAAGUUCCAAAGCUGCUACCCCGCUACGCCUCCGACGAUUCCUUCUCGCUUCUCAGAUGGAAAUGUCUCAACUAGUUGCACAAACUGUUGUUGAUGCUCCACAAAAUGUUGAUGUUGAUCUUAAUGUUGAUGAAGGAGAUGAUGAAGUUGCAGAUAAUAAGGGUGGUGGUCAUAUAGUAUCUUGGAGUUCAAAAUCGAACCUGAAAUGGAAUCUCCGAUUGGAGGAGUGGACGGAGGUGGAAUUGCCACCGUAUGGUGUGGGCGGAGAUGGAAUGGUCAUUGAAGUUGUGGCUGAAGAUACAAGUGCGGCCGGAGAUGGAAAACGUUGGUGUGGUUCAUACCUUUUCCCGUUGUAG
Molecule: messenger RNA, 480 nt
Organism: Lactuca saligna
Lineage: Eukaryota; Viridiplantae; Streptophyta; Magnoliopsida; Asterales; Asteraceae
Source: the annotation of a GenBank genome assembly